AUGCCCCCAACAAAUUUAAGUAGCGGUGGAAGUCGCACGAAAUCAUUUCAUGAACUGCUAUGCUCUCCCUCUUUGGUGGGUGGGCUUCAACAACAACUAUCAAUUUGCUUCGUAGCGGUUGACAUUCUCCUCUCCAUUACAGCAUUUUUUGGAAAUUCUCUCAUCCUUGCUUCCCUUUGCAAAGAAUCUUCCCUACAUCCGCCGUCCAAACUCCUGUAUCGUUGUCUGGCAACCACUGAUCUGUUGGUUGGUCUUAUUACCCAGCCUCACAUGGCUCUACAUUGGAUGUCCGCGUCUCAAGAACACUGGAGCCUUUGUCGAUACGCAAGGGACGCAGUCGACAUCACAGGCUAUGUAUUUAUUUUAGUGUCUUUGAUGACGAUGACAGCCAUAAGCGUGGACAGACUUCUCGCCCUGUUGUUGGGACUGAGAUACAAACAAAUUGUAACUUUGAAGCGCAUGUAUAUUAUUGUAACUACCUUUUGGGUUUUUAACCUUGUGGCCUCUUAA
Pocillopora meandrina is the source of this 510-nucleotide messenger RNA. The record is from the annotation of a GenBank genome assembly. NCBI's taxonomy places the organism in Eukaryota, Metazoa, Cnidaria, Anthozoa, Scleractinia, Pocilloporidae.